AAGGGGCGGCGCUUCGAGCUGAAGCUACGGAAGCAGCUCCGGUGGACGAGAGCUCAGCUCAGUCGCGUUUUAUCCUCUUUGACCAGGACGAGUUAGCUAAACGCAGCAAUGCGCGGUCUGUCCUGCUGCUUUAACACCGCGGACAGCUCUAAAGACAUGAUUACUCCCGGGUCCUGCGCGUUGAGCGGAAUCUGAUCUCGGCUAGUCUUUGUGAAUAACUGAUUAAUCUGAGUAAAAUGGAUCAGGAGGAGUUCGAGGACAUAGAUUCACCUGGACAGUGGCAGAACCUCUAUAACGAAAUCCGUAACCAGUCUCAGGAGUGUUCCUUUAAAGUGGCAAAGUUCCCAGAAAACCGAAACAGGAACAGAUACAGAGAUGUCAGCCCUUAUGAUCACAGCCGGGUGCGAUUGGAAAAUUCUGAAAAUGACUACAUAAAUGCAAGCCUAAUAAAUGUGGAUGAUGCCCAAAGAAGCUACAUACUUACACAGGGACCCUUGAGAAAUACUUGUGGUCACUUCUGGUUAAUGAUCUGGGAGCAGCGAUCCAAAGCUGUCAUCAUGCUCAACAGAGUGGUAGAAAAAGGAGCUGAGAAGUGUGCACAGUACUGGCCAUCAAACGAGGAGAGACAAAUGGAUUUCAGUGACACAGGGUUUGUGGUGACUCUAGUGUCAGAAGAUGACAAAUCUUAUUACACGAUAAGAGUGCUCAAGCUUCAAAAUAGCAAAACAGGAGAGAUCAGAGAUAUCUACCACUUUCAUUACACCACAUGGCCUGAUUUUGGCGUGCCAGAGUCCCCAGCGUCUUUUCUCAACUUUUUAUUCAAGGUCAGAGAGUCAGGUUCAUUGGAGCCUGAGAAUGGUCCUGCUGUGGUCCACUGCAGUGCAGGGAUUGGUCGAUCUGGGACAUUCUCAUUGGUUGAUACCUGCCUUGUCUUGAUGGAAAAGAAGAAGGACCCAUCGUCUGUGGAUAUACAGAAGAUACUGUUGGACAUGAGGGAGUAUCGUAUGGGCCUCAUUCAAACACCAGACCAGCUUCGCUUCUCGUACAUGGCUAUAAACGAAGGAGCCAAAUUCGUCUUAGGAGACUCCACUCUACAGGAGCAGUGGCAGAAACUGUCUAAAGAGGACAAAGAGCCAGAGGCCUAUUUGCAGUCGCCUUCCAUGGACAACACAGGGCCUGCAGACAAACUAGAUAAAGUCAAUGGACAGAUGGAAGAGCCAGGAGGAAAAGAAGCUGUGAUAGAGCUGCCAAAAGAAGGGCAACAAAUAGAGCUAAAAACAGAGAGCCUGCGUAAGAGGCAUCGUGAGGAGCGGAUAGCCAGCACAGCACAGAAGCUUCAGCAGAUGAAGCACAAGCUGAGUGAAUCAGAGAAGAAGAAGGAGAACUGGAUGUACUGGAGACCCAUUCUCUUAAAUGUCGGUGCUGGAGCAGCUCUAGCCAUGGGACUGUUCAUGUGCUGGGCUUUCCUCUCACAAUGACACCCCAUCAACAGACACUUUCCACUCAUUUUUUUUAUUUCAUAGUGGGACCCAGGUCAAAGUACUCUCUAAUGAUGAGAUGCUUGGAUUUUUGCAAGCAAUGGAUGUUGUUCAUCAAUUUCUGUCAGUUUUUGUGCUGUUUAUGCUGGAAACAUUCAUCCCAGGACAUUCUGCCUGAUUUCCUGAAUGUUAUAUUUACAUUAAUUACUUUAGUAAUUCCAUUUCUGUUCAAGCAAUCAGCUUCGGGCCUUAACACCUGUAAUGUGUUAGGAAACUUGACCCAUUAGAACCAAUUUAGAAUACUUAUGCCAGUCAGGUACUGUUUUAUAGGAACAUUUUUGUUAAUCACUCCCUGAUCUUUAGAUAAGUGAUGUGUUUAGGUACUCACCAGGUGCAGAUGUCCCUUUUAUUUUGUUAAAAGACAGAAAUUGUCAUUCAUGAUCUUUAUGUUCACAUCUCAGGAGUUUUAGUAAUGAACUGAUGAAAGACUGUCACUGAACAUAACAGGUGGGUCAUGCUCAAUUUUGAAAUAAUGUAUAUAGUAAAACACCACAAAUGUCUGCUAAACAAAGAAAGUUGUUCUUUGUCUGUUUGUCUCAAUAGUGGAAUUUGUUGGUAAGGCUAUACUAGGUGUCCUUCAGAGUACUUUUUGCCGGUCUAGAGAUUUAUAUCCAAUAUAGAUAACACCAAGUUUAUCAGAAGAUCCAAAAUACAUACUAAGGAUUUGGAUUCGACUUUUUCUUCAUUAACCAGAAGCAGCAAAGAUGGAGACGUUUUAUUUAAUUUGCACAUUUUUACACAAUGGCCCUUGUAUUUUAUGUGUUCACUCCUAGGGGUCCUGAUUCUUGUUAGGCUUGUAGAAUAAGUGUUAGGGCUACAUGGCCCUUUAAACAUAGAUUUUUUUAAAGACACUCUCAAAACAGCAGGCUAUGAGAAAUUACUGGAAAAAUGGCUGCACAAGCAAUCAAAGAAACCCAAAGAAAUCCAACUGUUUUCCUUGUUAAAAAGUACAAUAACCCUUUAUUAUAUAUAAUAGUUUAAUGUGUAGUUAAAUUAAUCUAAAAUGGUGCAACAGAAAAAAAGUGAAAAGUUAAUUUCAGCUCCCCUUCAAAGAACAGUUAAGGGAUUGAAAAUAAUAAUGAUUAAUUGCUGCGUCUCCUGCUCCACAGCUAUCACAUUACCCCAGCAGGGUCAUCUAGAGAACCUUGAAAGGUUAUCCAAAUUAGAAAUGGGAUUGGGCCUUAAACUCACCUGUCUGUGACCUAAAAUCAAGAAAAUUAUUAGUUUCUGAAUUAAACAAAAAGAGCACCUCUAUUCUGAGUAGAGUUUUAAUAGAAUGUACACGUUUCUAAAUUACAUUGGCUACCCUGGAAAUAGUAGGGUUAUAUAUUUAAUUCCUGUCAUGAUCAAUGCAACUAGAGCCAUGGUUUCUGGAAGCUGUUUAGAAAUAUAGAUUUUAUUUUUCCUUCAAGGACUGUUGCCUGAACUUAAAAAUGAUUUGUGGAAUUAGUGAAAUCAAUGUGGACCAAAUGGGAGGCCGUAUACAGCUUCAGUUCCUGGAAUUGAUCCAGUGUGUUGCAGAAGUGGCUACUGCUGGCAUGGUAAAAUCUAAUUAAGUUUCCAAACGGGAAAGACUGAUUCAUUUCCACUGGUCAAGAACAGUGAACCACAUAUGGGAAGAUGGGCCCAAUUUGAUUAUAUAACUAAUAAUAAUUUUUACUGGAUCCAGAUUUGUUACUGGUCAUUUUAUUAUUAUUGUAAACAAGAUUGUGAGAGAAAAAUAAAUUAAAAUAUAAAUUAAAAUAUACUACACGCUUACUGUAGACACAAAGAUAUACUGUGUAAAAUACUGAACAUUUAAAAGAGUCCUGAUGGUGUGUGUGACUUACACAGACUAUACUGCCUAACACAGGUUUUAACUUCACUGAUCUCACUUGAUUUUUUUUUUUUAGCAAUAAUUUAUAUUUAAUCUUUCAGAAAAAGUAAAAAAAAAAAAAAAAAAAAAAAAAAAAAA
Molecule: messenger RNA, 3492 nt
Organism: Astyanax mexicanus (Mexican tetra)
Lineage: Eukaryota; Metazoa; Chordata; Actinopteri; Characiformes; Acestrorhamphidae
Gene: ptpn2a
Product: protein tyrosine phosphatase non-receptor type 2a
Exons: 9
Coding region: 237-1478 (413 amino acids)
Biological process (GO): protein dephosphorylation
Molecular function (GO): protein tyrosine phosphatase activity
Source: RefSeq, a predicted model, not a curated record